Molecule: messenger RNA, 2815 nt
Organism: Hippocampus zosterae (dwarf seahorse)
Lineage: Eukaryota; Metazoa; Chordata; Actinopteri; Syngnathiformes; Syngnathidae
Product: PR domain zinc finger protein 1-like
Exons: 7
Coding region: 177-2480 (767 amino acids)
Biological process (GO): cell fate commitment; regulation of transcription by RNA polymerase II
Cellular component (GO): nucleus; cytoplasm
Molecular function (GO): DNA-binding transcription repressor activity, RNA polymerase II-specific; histone deacetylase binding; RNA polymerase II cis-regulatory region sequence-specific DNA binding
Source: RefSeq, a predicted model, not a curated record
CACACACACACUGCAAGGAGGAGCCAGGGCUGUAGUCAGUCACAGACAGGUAGGUAAGAGGCUGCCUGAAACAGAGAGAGCGAGAGAGAACAAGAGAGAGCGCGAGAGAGAGCGAGAGAGUUUUUGCGAGUGACUGGUUGCUCACACACACUCAAGCUCACCACGCAGCCUCACUUAUGUGUGGCUCUUCUCAAGGCUUCAAAGCCUCGUCCUCUACGUGCGGCACAGUCAUGUUAACCUCUGACGGCUCACCGAACAGGACAGAGGUCAUGGCGGUCGCCAUGGCGGAGUCUGCGGACUCGGACAUGACGUCGUGGAGCGAGGCCGACUUUGAGGAGAAGUGCACGUACAUCGUAAAGGACCAAGCUCUGGAAGAAGCGUCCAAAAAAUGCAGCAGAACACGAGCCGAGGGUUCCUUGCCCAGGAACUUGGCCCUGAAACGCUGCCUGGACUCAGCGCAGGUGCUUGGAGUGACCAGUAAAGAGUUGAUACCGAAGGGGACACGCUUCGGACCUCUGGUGGGGGAAACAUACACCAACGAAACGUUGCUGAAAGAUGCCAACAGAAAGUAUUUUUGGAGGGUCUUCUCCCACGGGACCUUACACCACAUCCUGGACGGUUUGAACGAAGACAAGAGCAACUGGAUGCGAUACGUAAACCCGGCCCGCGGCACCGACGAGCAGAACUUGAUCGCCUGCCAGAGCGGUCUGGACAUCUACUUCUACACCAUUAAGCCUCUACUCCCCGGCCAGGAGCUGCUGGUGUGGUACUGCUCGGAACUAGCCCGGCGUUGUAACUACCCACCCCUGGGGCAACUUGCGAAGGACCGUGUUGAGCAUUGCCAUUUACAGAAGACGACGACGGAGAAACGCGGACACACCGUGACCGAGAUCCUCCGAGAAGAGCCCCCCAAAGCCCUCGCUAGCUUUUGCCGACAGAUGGACGGUUCUUUAUCUCAGGACAACCUCUCCAUUUUCCCCAUGGCCUACCCAAUUCAGUCCCGUUCGGAACCCGUCCACAGGUAUGCAGCUCUGCCCCCUCUACCGGCUGCCAAAAAGUCAGCUUUAAGUAGCCACCUUCCUUCCAAUUUAUACAGCUUCCAGCACAGCCCGAGACAUGUCCUAGCUAAACCUUACCCAGAACCCGGAGUACCGGAUCGAGUUUAUCCCACCUUGAGGCCCGGUCCCUAUCUCCUGCCCCGCUACUCACCUUGCCCUGACAACAUUCUACCUCACCCCUACUUGUCCUACGCCGAUCGCCCAAAACCUUACCUGACGCUCUCCGCUCACUUACUGCCUUUGGAUGGUUAUGUAAACCUCCUCCACUCUGAACAAAAUAACUUAACUUUUGCACUAUCAAACACCAAAGAUGACCUCGUUCCUUCUCCGACCGACGAGACCAAAGAUGAAAAGAACCUCGUAUGCCAAAGAACAAACUACCUCAAAAGUCCUUCCGAGCAGCCCGGACAAGCGGACGUCCCUUUAGCGUCCACAUCCAGUGCCACAUCUGCGGUCAGCGCCCCAUGCAGAGCGCAGCCGUCACUCGAAUCAGGAGGAUGCUCUCCACCGCUCGGUACGGCGGCGUCUUUGGACCAUGACCCCUGGAAACCAACUGAAGCGAUGCAAAGCAACACCGCGGAUGCAGCGGAUGUCAGGAAGGCCAAACGAGAGGAGCACGCGAUCGGCUACAAGACCUUGUCGUACCCGCUCACCAGACAGAAUGGAAAGAUCCGGUACGAGUGCAACAUCUGCAGGAAAGUCUUUGGCCAGUUGUCCAACCUCAAGGUCCACCUGCGGGUCCACAGCGGCGAGCGUCCCUUCAGAUGCCAAACGUGCAACAAGAACUUUACUCAGCUGGCACACCUGCAGAAACACUACCUGGUUCACACCGGAGAGAAGCCCCAUGAGUGCAAGGUCUGCCACAAGCGAUUCAGCAGCACCAGCAAUUUAAAGACACACCAAAGGUUGCACUCGGGCGAAAGGCCCUACCAGUGCAAACUGUGCCCGGCCCGGUUCACUCAAUUCAUCCACCUGAAGCUCCACAAACGCCUCCACACUGGGGAACGUCCGUACCGCUGUCCCUGCUGCCCCUGCGCCUACUUCCACCAGUGCAGCCUUCAGGUCCACCUCCAGGGGUUCUGCCCUAUCUCGUCUUCGCACAAACACUCCCCCGAGGAGUUCCACAGGGUCAACUCUGAGAUCGAGAGGUUCGACGUGAGCGAAGCGGCCGAGCAGCUCGAGGCCAUGGCGGCGGAGGCCAAGACGGACAAGAGGGAUGUGCUUGCGCUCAUACAAAGGUUGAACACUCGCGCCUCCAAACGACACGAUGGCGCCGCGGCUGACUUCGAACUCUUUGAAUCGGCGAAGGCGGCUUCGCGACACCACCUCGGACCUCGUCUACCUCUGCAUCCGAGCCGCAUCAAGCGCGAGUCAGGCUGCAUGUCAGAGCCUGAAGACGGCUUUGCUAAUCCAGUCAUAUAAUCCUUACAGGUCAACUCGGCAGCUGUCUGGCACUGCCCUAUUUGAAGUAAAGCCUUAUCUAUAAACGACCGCUUCACGUGAAGUCCCAAGACUCCACCAGCACGACCUGACACUUUGUUGGUUUAACGUAUAAAAAGUUGCUAAUUUAUUCAGUUCAGCUCAUAUUGAUUUAUACAAACGGGGUUUCGUGACAUGAGGCGUCACUGUAUCGUCAUGUCAGCCAAACAUGCCAUUAUGCAUAACGCCAUUUGUUUAAAAUUCCUACCAGCAAGAGUAAAAAUGUGUUUGUGUCUUCUUACUACAGAUACAAAUAAAGCAGUAAAGGUUUGACUGUG